Messenger RNA from Callithrix jacchus (white-tufted-ear marmoset), 906 nucleotides. Its product is annotated as olfactory receptor 4F6-like. Gene Ontology annotation, biological process: G protein-coupled receptor signaling pathway. Gene Ontology annotation, molecular function: G protein-coupled receptor activity; olfactory receptor activity. The record is from RefSeq and is a predicted model, not a curated record. NCBI's taxonomy places the organism in Eukaryota, Metazoa, Chordata, Mammalia, Primates, Cebidae. Gene Ontology annotation, cellular component: membrane.
AUGGAUGAAGCCAAUCAUGUGGUCUCUGAGUUUGUGUUCCUCAGACUGUCUGAUUCAUGGAAGAUCCAACUCCUCCUCUUCCUCUUUUCCUCAGUGUUCUAUGUGUCAAGACCUAUGGGAAACCUGUUCAUUGUGCUAACCGUGACCUCUGACCCUCGUUUACAGUCCCCUAUGUACUUCUUGCUGCCCAAUUCCAUCAUUGAUUUGGUAUUUUGCUCCUCCACAGUUCCCAAGAUGAUUUAUGACCUUUUCAGGAAGAACAAAACCAUCUCUUUUUGGGGCUGUGUAACUCAGAUCUUCUUUAUCCACUCAGCAGGGGGCACUGAGAUUGUGCUGCUCAUAGCCCUGGCUUUUGACCGAUAUGUGGCUAUAUGUAAGCCUCUCCACUACCUGACCAUCAUGAGCCCACAAAGGUGCAUUUUGUUUUUAGUCAUUUCCUGGAUUAUAGGUACUAUUCACUCAGUGAUUCAGUUGGCUUUUGUUGUAGACCUGCCUUUCUGUGGCCCUAAUAAAUUAGAUAGUUUCUUUUGUAAUCUUCCUCGAUUUAUCAAACUGGCUUGCAUAGAGACCUACACAUUGGGAUUCAUGGUUACGGCCAAUAGUGGAUUUAUUUCUCUGGCUUCCUUUUUAAUUCUCAUAAUCUCUUACAUCUUUAUUUUGGUGACUGUUCAGAAAAAAUCUUCAGGUGGUAUAUUCAAGGCUCUCUCUACACUGUCAGCUCAUGUCAUUGUGGUGAUUUUGUUCUCUGGGCCAUUAAUCUUUUUCUAUAUUUUUCCAUUUUCCACAUCACAUCUGGAUAAAUUUCUUGCCAUCUUUGAUGCAAUUAUCACUCCUGUUUUGAAUCCAGUUAUCUAUACUUUUAGGAAUAAAGAGAUGAAGGUGGCAAUGAGAAGACUAUGCUCUCAA